AAAAAGAUAUAAUAAAACAGUGCGCCACCGCACCUACUUCAUUCACAUCCAAGUAUCCCACCAACCUUCCUAUUCUAAUUGGUUUUCAAAACCAUCUUGGCUCCUCCGUUGGACCAUUCCCAAACAAACCUUUCAGUGCCACCACACCACCCACGAUGACGGUGGUUCGGCCACACGUGCUGGUGAUUCCGUUCCCAGCACAAGGCCACAUGAUACCCCUCCUCGACCUCACCCACAAGCUCGCCGCCGCCGCCGACAGCAACCUCACCAUCACGGUGCUCACCACCCCAAAGAACCAAACCUUCCUCACCCCACUCCUCUCAGCUCACCCUUCCACCAUCCACUCCUUGCUCCUCCCCUUCCCCUCCCACCCCUCCCUCCCUCCCGGCAUCGAAAACGCCAAAGACAUGCCAAACUCCUUACGCACCAUCCUCCUCUCCUUCUCAAAUCUCCACCAACCCCUCCUCCACUGGUUCAAUUCCCACCCUUCCCCUCCCCAAUUCAUCAUCUCCGACAUGUUCUGCGGUUGGACCCAAAACCUCGCCGAACAACUAAACAUUCACAGAAUCGUCUUCUCCCCUUCCGGCGCCUUCGCCUACUCCACCUUCUACUACCUCUGGAACCACCUCCCCAAACGCGUAAACCCCACAGACGAAAACGAGGUCGUUUCGUAUCAAGGCCUCCCGAAUUCCCCUAAGUAUCCCUGGUGGCAAGUCUCGCCGUUGUUCCGAAGUUACGUCGACGGCGAUCAUGACUCCAAGCUAGUCAAGGAUUGGUACCUCGGUAACAUGAAGAGUUGGGGACUCGUCGUAAACUCGUUCUCGGAGUUCGAGAAGCCUUAUCUCGAUUACCUCAAGAAAGAGCUCGGGCAUGAUCGUGUGUGGGCGGUGGGACCGUUGCUCCCGGUGAACGACACGUUCGCCGCCGGGAGAGGUGGGUCCAGCUCUCUCUCCGUCGACGACGUCGUUUCGUGGCUUGACCAACGACGGGAACGGGAAGUGGUGUAUGUCUGUUUCGGGAGCCAAACGUUUCUCACGGAUGAACAGACGGCGGCGAUUGCAUCGGGGCUGGUGAAGAGUGGGGUUCACUUUGUCUGGUCGAUAAAGGAGCGCGUGAACGUGAACAACGGAGACGACGGCGACGACGACGGUUGCGAUGAUUGGUCGGCGGGGUUAGAUGAAAGUCGCGGCCUGGUGAUUAGGGGGUGGGCCCCGCAGGUGAUGAUACUGAGGCAUAAGGCGGUGGGCGCGUUUUUGACUCACUGCGGGUGGAACUCGGUGGUGGAAUCGGUGGUUGCUGGGGUGCCGGUGCUUGCGUGGCCGAUGUCUGCGGACCAGUUUGUGGAUGCAACGUUGCUUGUGGAGGAGUUGAAGGUGGCUGAGAAGGUGUGCGAAGGUGAAAAAACCGUUCCUGACUCGGACCUGCUGAGUCGAGUUCUAGCUGAGUCGGUUGGCGGAACCGGUGAGGAAACGAGGAAGAAGAUGUUGGAACUGCAGGCCAAGGCCGUUGACGCCAUUGGAGAGGGUGGCAGUUCCGACAAAGAUUUGGGGUGCUUGAUGGAACAUCUUCAGAUUUCCCUUAAGUAUGACGUGUCGUAGAAAGACUUGAAGGUUGAAGGUUUGACUAAUUUAAUAAAAUGGGUCUUUCUCCAAAUAUAUUUGUUAAAAUGGUCUCUUUCAAAGUAUAUUCACCUUCUGUUCUAGAUAUUCUUUCAGUCAUGCUGGAAGUUUAACCAUAUUACUGUUUAUGUACCCUGCCGUUGGACAUUUUUUAAAUGUUAAUUUGCACUGUUGACAAAAAAAAAAUCAAUAUUUUGAUUUAUUGUCAACUAUUAUUCAUAACUU
This is a messenger RNA of Lotus japonicus, 1844 nucleotides long. Its product is annotated as flavonol 3-O-glucosyltransferase UGT89B1. Bases 156 to 1598 code for a protein of 480 amino acids. The transcript has a single exon. Lineage: Eukaryota; Viridiplantae; Streptophyta; Magnoliopsida; Fabales; Fabaceae. The record is from RefSeq and is a predicted model, not a curated record. Gene Ontology annotation, molecular function: UDP-glycosyltransferase activity.